Molecule: messenger RNA, 1064 nt
Organism: Cyprinodon variegatus (sheepshead minnow)
Lineage: Eukaryota; Metazoa; Chordata; Actinopteri; Cyprinodontiformes; Cyprinodontidae
Gene: ccdc59
Product: coiled-coil domain containing 59
Exons: 4
Coding region: 111-869 (252 amino acids)
Cellular component (GO): nucleus
Source: RefSeq, a predicted model, not a curated record
AUCACGCAGCGUAAGCAGGAAACCAGCAUGCAGCUGUAGCCUAGCUAGCUGGAAAAGCAUGAGGGAGUACUCAUAAAAGUCUUUGUUUUUCGGGAUAAUUUAAUGUUCAAAUGGCGCCGUUGGACCAGAAGAGAAAACACGACAAAGCUUCAAUUAAAGAUACAAAUUUUAAUAAAGGAAGGAAAGCAUUUAGUGGGGUAAACAAGAAGAAGAAAAAGAAGUGGAUCCCACACAACAAAGUAUUUGAAGGCAGCGUUAAAGAAGGUCAAGGGUUUGCUUUUAAGAAAAGGGAGAAAGUCAAACAUGAGUACAAUAAAUUGCUGCGACGGGAGCAUAAGAAGAACCCUGAGGUUAAAGUGGUGUACAAGGAGGAGUACCCAGAACACCUCAAGCAUUUAUACCUGGCAGAGGAGGAGAAACUGAGGAGUGAGGCCUUGAAGAACAGAGCGAACAGGAGCAAACUGAGGAUGAAAGGGAAGCUGAAAGAUGAGGAUAGAAAUGAUGAUGUUGCUGAACCAGACUUUACCACAGGAUCAGAUCUAAUGGAUUCUGAUCCUGAGAACCCUGAAUCCACACCAACAACAGAGAAAGAAAGUUUACCAAUAAGCAACCGCAUGCGAAAGAAAAUGCAAAGGAAAACUUCUUAUCAGAAGACCAAGGAGGAAUUUGAGAAAAUCAAGGAAAAGAAGAGACAGAAGAAGGAGGAGUACCUGAAGAAUAAGCAACAGAGAGAAGAGGCUAUUCAGAAAUACAAACAAAAAAAGAUUGAAAAAUUCCAGAUGUUGAGCAAAAAGACAAAGAAAGGACAGCCAAACUUGAAUGUGCAGAUGGAGUAUUUGCUUCAGAAGAUCAAAAGGACAAAUGAAUGACUUCUCUGUAACUGAAGGAUUUUUUUUGGUUCUUGCCGUUUCUCAGCUGUAGCUGAGGAAAAACUUUUACACACUUUGUUUUGAAUUGUUCAUCUGGAUUUGUAUGCAAAAGCAAUCCAAAAUUGCCCAACGAUGGGAAACAUUAUUGUCGACCACAAGAUGGUGCUGUUGUGUAUCCAGAGAUGUACUUCUGUU